Saccostrea echinata is the source of this 3759-nucleotide messenger RNA. RefSeq names its product zinc finger protein 474-like. The record is from RefSeq and is a predicted model, not a curated record. The transcript has 7 exons. The coding region runs from base 14 to 2041 and encodes 675 amino acids. Lineage: Eukaryota; Metazoa; Mollusca; Bivalvia; Ostreida; Ostreidae.
AGAGGGCUUUGGAAUGCCAGCUCCUCCCAGAAAAAAGACAGUAGUUUGCUACAUCUGUGGCAGGGAGUUUGGUUCACAGUCACUGUCUAUACAUGAGCCACAAUGUUUGAAAAAAUGGAGGAUUGAAAAUGAGAAAUUACCCAAAGCCCAGAGAAGAAAGACUCCAGUCAGACCUCAGAUUUUGCCAUCUAUUGAUGGAGGGGGUACAGACAAUGAGAGAUUCAAUGAAGCAGCUUGGCAGAGUGCCCAGUCUCACUUAGUUCCUUGUGAAAAUUGCGGACGGACUUUUGCACCUGACAGACUGCCAAUCCAUCAGAGAGGGUGCAAACCAGGUAAACCUAUGCAACCAUCAAAAGCUGGAGGCACCACAGAUAAAGGAGACCGACCUAAGACUACAACCAUUACAGAUCCUAAAAUUGUAAAGAAUGAAAAUAUUAUAGGAAAUAAAACUGUAAGGGUAGAAAAUCCACAAGUGGCUAAACCUGGUGUUGAGAGAGACGUGACAUUCACUGCACCUAAAAAAGACCCCUCUAUGGCAAAGGCACCACCCAACCCAGGUUUUGUGUUGUGCUAUAUCUGUGGGAGAAAGUAUGGAACUAAAUCCAUCAGUGUACAUGAACCACAGUGCUUAGAAAAAUGGAGAAAAGAAAAUGCUCAGUUGCCAAAAAGUCAACGACGGAAGACUCCAGUGAAGCCAGAGAUCAUUGGGAGUGGAUCCAACAAUAUUGAGGCCAUGAAUGAAGCUGCUUGGCAGAGUUCCCAGGCUCAGUUACUGCCAUGUGACAGAUGUGGGCGGACAUUUGCUCCAGAUAGAUUGGCUGUUCAUCAGAGAGCCUGUAAGGCUCCAGGGGGUGGCAAAGGAAAAACCCCUUCUGCCACUUCAACAAGUGGGAAUACCCCAUCUACUAACUCAGGGGGAUCUAGUCCUGUACCUAAGAAGACAAAUGCCCCAACCCAACCUCAGUUUGUCUUGUGCUACAUCUGUGGAAGAAAGUUUGGAUCUAAGUCAAUCUCCAUCCAUGAACCCCAAUGUCUUGAAAAAUGGAAAGUAGAAAACAGCAGACUCCCAAAGGAGCAAAGGCGCCCUGAACCAAAGAAACCAGAGGUUCUUCAGUCUGGGGGGAAGUAUGAUGUAGAAGCCAUGAAUGAGGCUGCUUGGCAGAGCUCCCAGGCACAACUAAUACCUUGUGAUGGAUGUGGUAGGACAUUUGCCCCCGACAGACUUUCUGUACACCAAAGAAGUUGUAAGGGAGCAGGGAAAGGUGCUGGAGCCACUGGUAAAGCUGGUGGCGAGAAACCAGGUUCUACAUCCUUUGGAUCACCAGGACCUGCUAGUCCAACAGGAAAGGGGGAACCUAAAGGGGGUCCUAGAACAGUGGUAUGUUACAUCUGUGGUAGGGAAUUUGGAACUAAGUCACUCCCCAUUCAUGAGCCACAGUGCUUAGAAAAAUGGAAGAAUGAGAAUAAUAAGUUACCAAAAGAGAGAAGACGACCUCUUCCCAAGAAGCCAGAAGCUGGACAGACACUCUCAAGAGAUCAGAUGAAUGAAUUGGCAUGGGAGAAUGCUAAGAGUCAAUUGAUUCCAUGUGAAAAUUGUGGGAGAACUUUUGCCCCAGACAGGCUAGAUGUCCACCAGAGGGCAUGUAAACCCAAGCCGGGUCAAGGUCCUUCUAAAUCUGCAGCUACGGAAGCAGCAAAGCCAGCACCAGUUAUACGAAGACCCCCAACUAUGGUGUGUUAUAUAUGUGGACGAGAGUUUGGUACAAAAUCUAUCUCAAUCCAUGAACCUCAAUGUUUGGAAAAGUGGAAAAUUGAAAACAAGAAACUCCCCAAAUCACAACAGAGACCUGAGCCAAUUAAACCUACUGUCCGAACAAUUGGAGCCAAGGGAACCUACGAUGUAGAUGCCCUGAAUGAUGCUGCCUAUGAGAGUGCUAAAGCCCAACUCCUGAAGUGUGAGAACUGUGGGCGAACGUUUGCACCAGACCGACUUCCUGUCCACCAGAGGAGCUGUAAACCCAAACCUCCAAAGGAGGGAUAAACAUGAUGGACAACUGCAACAAAGUUAUUAAUGGGGAAUUGUGAUAGCUAAUAGAAGUCUUGACUUUCCAGUUUAGUUACCUCUGUUAUAUGUAUGCCCAAUAGCUGUAAACUUUCCCUAAUUAUGAUAGAUUAAAUAUAUCAGUUACUGUAAUCUGAAUGCAGAUUAAUUAUUACAUUUUGAUGGACAAAAAACAAUUUUCAUACAAUGUAAAGAAUUUGUUUAUCAUAGAGUGUAUGUUUAAUGGUGAACAACUCUUAAUGAACUCCUGCAAACCCUGCUGUAGAUUGUUUUUGACUGAUCCCUUAAAUGAGGAUUUGGAUUCAGUUGGAAAAGUUGCCUAUCUUGCACAAUACAAUAUAUUUUUGUAAAUUCAAGACCACCACUAAUUGCUCAGUACAUUCCUUGAUCUUGUCAAUAUUUUGUUUUUACAUUAAUAAUGAUAUUGUAUUUGCAAUAUAUGUAUGAGGGUUGUCCCAGAAAAAAGGCAGUCUGUAUAAAUAGGCCUAUUUCAUAAUCUAACAGACUAAAAUCAUUCAUUUUAAGUUCAUCUGAAUCAAAGGUUCAAAGUGAGUUUUCUAAGAGAAAAUGUUAUUUGUUGACAUAUUUUGAUAUAUUUCUUUUUAGCAUUAAAAAAUUGUUCACUACGAUGUAUGCUAAAUUAACUUUAUUCUAUUAGGGAAAAAUAUUAAAAAUAUUUGGUUUUUCUGGGACAAUCAACCCUCAUAUGUUUAUAUUCAGAUGUCUGUGAUAGUAGAGCUAAGGUAAUUACAAGUAUUUCUACAAAUAAAUAUGUUUACCUUAAUUAUAUGUAGUGAUAAGAUGCGUUACCGAUACAUAUGCACUCAAUAUUGAGUUUAUGAAUGUCACUGUGAAGCAUUCCCUCUAAUUUGUUGUUUUUGCAUUUACAUGUAUUAUAUAAUAUAAUAACAGUUGCUCACAAUUGCGCGUGUUAUUACAGUUAAAAUGUAAUUGUAAUGUUUUAUGUUUAAUUUAUUAAGAAAAUGAUGUUUAACGUACAGGGUUCCUUUUUUAUGAAGAAGAAUAUAUAAUUUCAGACUUGAAAUAUUGUAAUGUUUUACGUGACAUAUUGAUAAAUUAGUAGCAUUGUUGAAUAAUUCCUUUCACUAAAGAAAUAGAAUAUGAAAAUUGUCUUCAUGAUUAACAGAUCAGCGCAUAAAUUUAGUCAAAUUAAUAUCAAUUGAAUGUUUUACAUAACUUACAUUUUGAAGAAUGUUCUAUCAUCAGUCUGUUUUGAAGUUAAUACUGGUAUUUUAUCUGCUUGCCCUGUAUUUUUAUGACAUACUUGUAUGCGUACAUGAGAAUUUUUUUUUUUAGAAUUCUAUUUUUGUCACCUACCGUCCACUUUUUACACAAGGAGCUUAGAUUUGCUCAAUACAGUGACCACUGAUAUAAGGUGUGAAGAUCCUGCCAUUUUGUUGCAGUGUUGACAAUGUUGUUUAUCUAGUCUAAAUAUAAAAGUGCUAAAAUACUUAAAGUAAACCUUUUAUGAUCUUUUGUUCUGAUGCAUAGUUCAAAUUUGUUCUAAAUCAAUUUAAAAUAUUUUUUAACAUGCCUUUAGUCAUGUAAGAAAAAAAAUGAUGCCUUCUUAUUUUUUCAUCUAUGUGGAUGUAUUAUUCCAAGUAUUUUCUUUUCGAGGUUCUUUUUGAAUUCUAAUGUUAGUUAUACAUAUAAUACCGUUUAAAUUAACUGUAAGA